UUCAAGUCAAACGUACCUAAUUUUGCUCUGUUCAUGUGCAGGGAUAUUUACACCCGGAUGGGUGAUCACAGCCUUCGAGCCGACGAGGGUUCUGAGCAAUGCAUCUCCUCUGUGCAGAAAUUCCAACAUCCAGCCUACAACCCCACCACACACGACAACGACCUCAUGCAGCUACAGUUGUGCAACUCUGCCAUUUUUAACCAGUAUGUCCGACCCAUUGAACUGGCUACUGAAUGUGCUCAGCCUAACACUCAUUGUGAGGUAUCAGGCUGGGGCACCAUCAAAAAAAAAAGAAAUGGGUUUCCAUGCUUACAGUGUGCAACAGUCUAUACAACAUCCAACGAAGACUGCAAACGGGCAUACCCAAACUCUAUCACGGACAUGCUUUGUGCUGGUGUGAGAGGAGGAGGCGUGGACUCUUGUCAGGGUGACUCUGGGGGACCCUUAGUGUGCAACAACGGACUCCAAGGGAUUGUCUCCUGGGGAAUGCAGCUCUGUGCCCAACCUGGGAAGCCUGGAGUUUAUAUAAACAUCUGCCAAUUCACCACCUGGAUUCGCAACACCAUGCAGAGAAACUCGGGCAACCGAGCUGCAUACUCCCGCUAGUGUGACAGGAAGACUUCACUGCACUGGGACCCUGAUGUCAGACUAACUCUAGAGGAAAUUCAGCACUGGCUUUCUCCCUGUGCGUUUCACCAGCUUUCAUGAUGUCUCUUUUUCUGUGAAAGCUAGAGGGGUCACUUACACAUCCUCUGAAAACGGGGUGAAAGCAGAGGCAUCAGAUGCUACUGUAACCUUAUAACUGAAAGUUUAGAAAUAAUAAUCACUUGCAUUUAUAAUAAAAAAGCACGUAUUACAAAAGCUGGGGAGGGAAAAAGAUGACGACGGGUGAGCAGCUUUGAGUCUAUGCUCUCCGCUUUUAUCUUAUUUUAUUUCAUUUUACCCCGCAACAUCCUUUUAUUUUUCCUGUUUUUAAAUCUAUUUUAUAAACUAUAUCGCGUGAGAGGUCAUCUGUCUGGUCCAGUCAUAACUUGAUAAAAUAUAAACCAGGACUCAAGAAUGGGAAAAAGGAAGAAGAGACAGCGUGUACAUUCUGCAACACAGAUCUAAACUUCUGAAGCAGCAGAAAGUGGACGAAUAUACAACAAACAGACAGCUCCAGUAAGUAAUCUUGACCCUACAUUCUCUCCAGAUAGGUAUAACACUCAUAAUUCUUUGGAAUGGGAUCUACAGGCAGAAAUUGAAAGUCAACAGCUUAUAGAGCUUUCUCCUUCCCUGUUGGAAGAUGCCUCCCCUCCCCGGACUUCCGCUGUUUGUUCAGCAGCCGCUUUGUAAUUGGGGAGCCACCACCCUCCUACAGCGUGGCUCCCCAAUUGCAUCCCCCAGAAAAUGCAAAUAAAUCUCCGUGGGGGCUCGAUGGGGAUGCUGAAGACCAAACUAACAAAGGUGAAGAGCUCCUGUCCCAGCAACUGGCAACUUCUCAGAGACAGAGGCCUGGCUCUGGGCCUUAGGCAAUCUCUGGAACUCCUUAUUCUGAUAUUGAUGUUGCCUUCUCUGAUACCCAACAUACAUCUAUCCCUUUGACAGCUGAGUCUAACAACAAUCAACAUGAAGCAAUUUGUGUUUCUACCAUCUCUCAGGAUUUGCCUCUAAUAACGGUCACAUCUGGGAAUUCAGACUGACAUUUGGAUGCUCUUAAAUCCCUAUCUAUUCUCUCAUGGAAUAUUGCAGGUUGGAACGCUAAAUCCAGAGACUUUGCUUUUAUAAAUUACAUUACUGAAUUCGACCUACUCCUAUUCCAAGAAACCUGGCUUGACAACAGCUUGUAUAUAAGUGGGUAUAAAUCUUUCUCACUACCUGCAGCCUCUGGAGCAGGAGGCAGAUUGUGUGGUGGAUGAAGUAUACAAAUUUCAACCAAACUACAUUCAAAUAUUAUACAGUUAGGCCCAAUGGAGUGCUAUGCAAUGUCUGUGCUGUUAAAAUUUAGUAAUGCUCUAUUAUUAUUGGUUAAUGUUUAUCUUCCACCUCUUCAAAAUAGGUCCCAAUUUAACAAUUUCUGGACUAAACUUGAAGUAUAUAUAAGUACUCUCAUGCUAAAUAAUCCCUCAGCCUAUGUAAUAGUUUCUGGUGACCUAAAUGCUAGGGUGGGGGUGAGCGAUAAGGCACUUUUUACUCAGUUCCACCAGUAUUCCCCAGAAGCAGUCAUAAUUCCCCCUUUGUUAAUCCGGCCAUCCAAAGACUCAAAAGGGGA
This is a messenger RNA of Python bivittatus (Burmese python), 2251 nucleotides long. RefSeq names its product kallikrein-14-like. NCBI's taxonomy places the organism in Eukaryota, Metazoa, Chordata, Lepidosauria, Squamata, Pythonidae. Gene Ontology annotation, cellular component: secretory granule. The record is from RefSeq and is a predicted model, not a curated record. Gene Ontology annotation, biological process: proteolysis. Gene Ontology annotation, molecular function: serine-type endopeptidase activity.